UCCAUCUCCCAGCCGGCGGGUCUCUUCCCCUUCGGCCGGGAGGGAAGAGAGAGCAGCGAACCCAGAAACGAGCUAAAGUUCAGAGUUUUUGUUGUUCUUCUUAUCUUUUAUAUUUUAGAUUAUAUAUAUAUAAUUUAAUAUAUAGUAAUAUAUAAUAUAGGAUAUAAUAUAGAUCGACAGACUUGUCAUGGUGGCUUGUGGGGUGAAAGCUAUGCGGUAAUCUGUGGUUCUCUGGUCGGUUCUCCCCUCGGAGUGAGAGAGGAGCCGCAGAGCCUCCCUUCACCUCCCUCCUGGAGGACGACAGGGUCCGGGUCCGGGUAAUAGUACCGGGUGUCCGUCCACACGGUCCUGGUGUCCGUCCAGCAGUGCCCGGCUAAUGUCUUCAUGAUGUUCAGACUCAGAGCAUCGUUCCUGAAAGCCUAAUAGGAUGUCUGACAGUGUGCGUCUGGACGUUCCAGACUUCAGUAACUCGGUGCUGUCUCACCUGAACCGGCUGCGGCUCCAGGGCCGACUCUGUGACAUCGUGGUGAGCGUGGAGGGCGAGGGCUUCAGGGCCCAUAAGGUGGUUCUGGCCGCCAGCUCGCCCUACUUCAGGGACCACAUGGCCCUGGGCCAGAUGAGCACCGUGUCGCUGGCCGUCAUCAGGAAGCCCCGGGUGUUCGAGCAGCUGCUGGCCUUCUGCUACACGGGCCGCCUCAGCCUGCAGCUCGCCGACAUCGUCAGCUACCUCACAGCCGCCAGCUUCCUGCAGAUGCAGAGCGUCAUCGACCGCUGCACCGCGCUGCUGGAGGGCAUCCACCUCAAGAUCAACCUGGGGGGGGGGGCCCCGGGGGAGCUCAGGGGCCUGGGGCCAGGGGCCGAGGGCCAGGAACCCCAGCUGAGGAUGGACCAGGAGGGCCAGUGGUUCGUAGAGAGUAUGCAGAUCAAGACGGAGAGGGUGGAGGAGUGGAUGGAGGAGGAGGAGGAAGAGGAGGAGGAACUCCCAGGAGGAGGGGCCGCAGAGGAGGAGGCCACAAUGCUGAUUGACAGGUCGGACCGGAGCUCUCUGGUGCAGGAAGACGGGCCCUCCAGCAGUCAGACAGACAGGGUCAGUCCUACAGACAGCGUCCUGAUCCUCGCUGGGCACCGGAGAGCAAAGAGUGAAUCUCCAGGGACAGACGAAGCCCAGCAACCCAGCUCCCAGGGGGAGGAACCUGCGGCCGUGGACUUGGGGGGGUACGAGGAGUACCUGAGAGAGCAGGUGGGCGACCGCUGGUUCCGCUACAACCCGCGGCUCACCUGCAUCUACUGCUGCAAGUCCUUCAACCAGAAGGGCAGCCUGGACCGCCACAUGCGGCUGCACAUGGGCAUCACGCCCUUCGUCUGCCGCAUCUGUGGGAAGAAGUACACCCGCAAAGACCAGCUGGAGUACCACAUCCGGAAGCACACCGGGAACAAGCCCUUCCACUGCCACCUCUGUGGGAAGAGCUUUCCCUUCCAGGCCAUUCUGAACCAACACUUCCGGAAGAACCAUCCGGGCUGUACGCCCCAGGAAGGAGCUCACAGCGCCUCCCCCGAGACCACAGCCCCCUCCUCCAGAGCGGGCCAGGACCACCACUCCUCCCCCAGAGAUGAGCACCCUGAUGGGGGAGGGUCUGAAGGGCCCCAGGCCUCAGUAUCCACGACAGGGCCAGACUGACCUCCGCCAGGAGGACCACCUCCACCAGGAGGACCUCCACCAGGUGAUACCUCCACCAGGAGGACCUCCACCAGAUGAUACCUCCACCAGGGGGACCUCCACCAGGAGGACCUCCACCAGACUGCCCUCCACCAGGAGGACUUCCACCAGGAGGACCUCCACCAGGGGGACCUCCACCAGGAGGACCUCCACCAGACUGACCUCAACCAGGAGGACCUCCACUAGGAGGACCUCCACCAGAUGAUACCUCCACCAGGAGGACCUCCACCAGAUGAUACCUCCACCAGAUGAUACCUCCACCAGGAGGACCUCCACCAGUUGAUACCUCCACCAGGAGGACCUCCACCAGACUGACCUCCACCAGACUGACCUCCACCAGGAGGACCUCUACCAGGAGGACCUCCACCAGACUGACCUCCACCAGGAGGACCUCCACUAGGAGGACCUCCACCAGAUGAUACCUCCACCAGGAGGACCUGCACCAGAUGAAACCUCCACCAGGAGGACCUCCACCAGAUGAUACCUCCACCAGGAGGACCUCCACCAGAUGAUACCUCCACCAGAUGAUACCUCCACCAGGAGGACCUCCACCAGAUGAUACCUCCACCAGAUCAUACCUCCAUCAGGAGGACCUCCACCUUACUUUAUGAACCUUACUCCCUGCAGGCUGAGUCUCUUUUAAACCCUCAUUAAGACACUCGACAGUGAGUUGAACACAGGGUUAGGGUUAAACCAGGGUUAGGGUUAAACCAGGGUUAGGGAGUUAGGGUUAGGGUUAAAACAGGGUUAGCGAGGUAGGGUUAGGGUUAGUGAGCGCAGGAAUACGAUUAGUGAGCGCAGGAAUGCGUUUUCUUUAAACCACAUCUACCUUCACAAUCAGCACUUUUCCAUGGACAACCUUAAUACUGUGAUUAUUAUGGUCUGUCGGAACAGUGGAGUUAUAAACAAAAAUGUGUGCUUGUGUGUGAACCCUAACCCUAAUAUACCGUAGAACUAUCAGUACCCUGCUGAGGGAGGUUAGGGUUAGGGUUAACCCUAACCCUAACCCUAAUAUACCGUAGAACUAUCAGUACCCUGCUGAGGGAACUAGCCCUAAACUGUUAGAAUUAGGGACUAAAGUAAUGCUAACUCUAACAUAACUAUUAAUACCCUGAUAAGACUGAGGGGACCAGCCCUGACGAGUCAGUAAUAGCAACACACUCCUUACCUCAAGGGAUUUUCUUUCUUUACUUACUUUACUAAUUCUUAUUGAUGUCGUUGUAACGAAGUGUCAAUCACAAGACGAUAGCCUGUGAAAUUUUGGACAUAGAAUAAACUAGACAUUAUUAGACUUUGGCAGAAUAAUGUAAAGGAACCUUUUAAUUAAUGUUUUAAGGUGGCCUUAUAGUUUCAUUUAAAGCUCAAUAGUUAAGAUGAAAUAGUUAAGAUCAAAUACGCAGAAAACCUCAAAUAAACUACAGCUGAUAUGCUUCUCCGAACUCCAUGAGACAAAACCUCACAACACAGUACACACUGGCUAGCUGGAGGACCAAUCACAACAGAGUACACACUGGCUAGCUGGAGAACCAAUCAUAACAUAGUACCCACUGGCUAGCUGGAGAACCAAUCACAACACAGUACAACAGGGCUAGCUGGAGACUAGACCCAUCAGGGGACAUCUUAGACUGGGUACCCCCAGCCCAUUCUGCCGGCGAUUCAAAUUCAAAGGGGCUGGAGAAGAGCAAUACAUUUCUUUCUCCUUCCGAUACGUUUUUGCGGGAGCCAAUCACCAAGCUGGCUUUUCCCCCUGGGGCGCCAUUGGCUGGUUUAAGAAAAUGACGACAGGGAAGCGACGGCAAGCAGUCAAUUGCGUACAGAGUCGUUUGAACUAUGCGCGUUGAUCACACCUCUUGUACUGCAGAAAAUGUCGGCUUAGCUCAGGAGGUAGAGCAGUUGCCUUGUAACCGAAAGGUUGCUAGUUCGAUCCCCAGCUCCUCCUAGCUGAGUGUUAAUGCGUCCCUGAGCAAGACACUUAACCCUAACUGCUCCUGACGAGCUGGCUGUCGCCUUGCAUGGUUGACUCUGCCGUCGGUGUGUCAAUGUGUGUAUUAACUGAUGUAAGUCGCUUUGGAUAAAAGCGUCUGCUAAAUGCCCUAAAAUGUAAAA
Gadus chalcogrammus (walleye pollock) is the source of this 3823-nucleotide messenger RNA. RefSeq names its product zinc finger and BTB domain containing 37 (gene zbtb37). Gene Ontology annotation, molecular function: protein binding; RNA polymerase II cis-regulatory region sequence-specific DNA binding; DNA-binding transcription factor activity, RNA polymerase II-specific. The record is from RefSeq and is a predicted model, not a curated record. The coding region runs from base 428 to 1678 and encodes 416 amino acids. The transcript has 5 exons. NCBI's taxonomy places the organism in Eukaryota, Metazoa, Chordata, Actinopteri, Gadiformes, Gadidae. Gene Ontology annotation, biological process: regulation of transcription by RNA polymerase II.